ACUUCCGUAAAUACACGCAUCAGGUUGUAUGGAUUCAUCCAGAACAAAACGUUAAGGCUGCAAUUUUGAUUAUAUGUGGCGAAUUGCAGCUGCAUUAAAAUAAAGUUUAGACGGGCGGUCGGUGCUUUAACUAAUCAAGAAGAUGCCCAAGGAAUCUGAUGAGUCCUCCAAGGAGGAGCAGAGCAAGAUUGACAAGGACGGGAUAGAAAACACUAUGGAAACAUCAGAAGAGAUGAUCCGGAAGAGGAUCAGAAGAAAUACUCCCAGUCCUCACAGACUCACCCCCCAGUCCAGUCCACCCAGGUUUGUGUCAGUGGAAGAGCUAAUGGAGACAGCCAAAGGAGUCACUAAUAUGGCACUGGCCCAUGAGAUAGUAAUGAACAGUGCUUUUCAAGUCAAGCCUUAUGAGCCAGAAGAGGGAAGUUUGGAGAAACAGGUCAAAGAAAUAAUGCACAAAGCAUUCUGGGAUUGCCUUGAGUCACAGCUGAAUGAGGACCCACCAUCUUACAGCCAUGCUAUCACACUGGUUGGUGAAAUUAAAGAGACUCUUCUCAUGGAUCAGGGCAGAUUUCUGGAGAUGCAACAGGAGCUGGAGAAACUGGCACUGGUGGCUUCAGUCCUGCUCAUAGUCUAUAACAGUGCCGGUGAAGCCAUUUCUGGACUCCCAGGCCUCAUGGAAAGACUGAAGAAAACCAUUAAGAUUCUGUUAGCGGAGAUGCACACUUUGUCCUUUAAAGCGGAUGAAACCUUUGCUGCGGUUGCAGAGAAAUUGUGUGGGGAGCUCAGAGGAUGCUUGUCUCAGCAUGGCUUUUCCCCAUUUUCUUCUGACAGAGAGAACACGUUGAAAGGCCAAAUUGUAGCUGCGAAGUCUGCGGACAACCCCAUACGCAAGGUCAUUGACUCCCGAAUCCAGACGUACCUUCUUGGCUUCCUGGAGUCAAGCGCCCACCGGUGCGCCCCGGCUCUCCCUGGAGGUCUGACACCCAUCAGCAAAGAGUUAGAGGAGAUUUCCGUUAAGCUGGAACGUUUGGUAACCUUCAACAAGCUAGUUUACUCUCCGUUCUACCACAAGAUCCUCCAAGAUAUUCUGAAACAAGGGGAAAGUUUAGAUGUGUAAACAAAAUACCUGAAAUACUUACCACUAGUGUUCCUGGCUUUCACAUUCUGUAGCUAUGUACAAAUUAAAGUGUCUGUAAAAUAGCUAAUUAACCUCUUAAAGCUCACACGCUAGCACUAACAGAUAUUUAAGGCUUAAGAGUCCUGACCUCCUCUCAUUGCAUUCUAUAUCAGGAAAUAUUUAUGAAUGUAUCAAGGCAUUUAAAUUGCCUAAAGCUUGGAUUACUUUAGGCAAUAACUCAUAACUGUUAGAAUAGCGUACUGAAAUGUAAUAGAGGAGAACCUUGCGAAUACUGUUAUUGUGUGCAACAAAAUAGAAAAAGAAUACUUGCAUUUUACAAAAGAUUCACUUCCAACAACAUUUCAAGUAGUUUCAAACAUUUGCUGUUGUAGCCUGAUCCCUUCUGUAAAGGUGUUAUUGAGGUUUCCGGUUGUGAGGAAAAGGAUGUACAGUACAGCAUUUGAUUGGUGCCUUAGUUUGUGAAGUGCCACCCAUAUUUAAGUGCACAUUUUUCUCUUUACUGCUCAUUUUAACCUACAGAUUACUCCCAUGUUGUUCCCAUGUUCACGGGAUACUUGGAACACCAAGCAUGGUCUUUUUAGAGUAUUCUUGAUUUUUUAAAAACAAUGUUUCUAUCAACACUGAGCAUGUUUUACAGUAGGCAACUUCACCUCACAAGCAACUGUAUUCCCCAACAACCCCAACUGCACAUUUCUCUGUUCUACUCUCAUGAACCUCUAAGGUGUCUUAUUAAUGCAGUAUUACUAAUGGUUAUUUUAAAUGGAAUGCUGGCUCCCAAUAAAAAUGGUUAAUGGAGGUAUGU
This is a messenger RNA of Sinocyclocheilus rhinocerous, 1940 nucleotides long. Its product is annotated as T-complex protein 11-like protein 1. Gene Ontology annotation, biological process: signal transduction. The coding region runs from base 143 to 1117 and encodes 324 amino acids. The record is from RefSeq and is a predicted model, not a curated record. The transcript has 7 exons. NCBI's taxonomy places the organism in Eukaryota, Metazoa, Chordata, Actinopteri, Cypriniformes, Cyprinidae.